Messenger RNA from Clunio marinus, 1574 nucleotides. Lineage: Eukaryota; Metazoa; Arthropoda; Insecta; Diptera; Chironomidae. The record is from the annotation of a GenBank genome assembly.
CUGUGCUUGGCCUGACGUUGCAAAAAAUCAUUAUACCGCAAUACAAAUUCCGGGGAGAAACAGCAAUUCUCGAAUGCGACUAUCAACUUAAUGGCAAACGAGAUUCUGACGACGAGAUAGAAAAUUCGAAUUUCAAUUAUCAUGAUAGAGAUGAUGAAGUUGAGACACUUUACUCAGUCAAAUGGUACAAGGAUGGGGAAGAGUUUUAUCGAUUUGUUCCAAAAGCAAAGCCUCCACAAAACAGCUACAAAGUGGCAGGGAUUAAAGUUGAUCAUCAGGCAUCGAACAGUAAAAAAGUCUACCUGAAAGGCGUGACAUUGAAGUCAACAGGGAUUUAUCGUUGUGAGAUCUCAGCAGAAGAGCCAGACUUCAAAACAGUGCAAGGGGAAGGCAAACUGGAAGUUGUAUCUGCGAAAAAGAAAACGGAAACGGUUGCAGAUUCUAAUUAUCUCACACAAUAUCGAGAUAUUCAUCAUAUAAAUGGUCUAAUAACGACAUCAGUAGGUUUAAGUAUUCCUGUAGAUGGACGACAUUUUUUCGACGGCAUAAUGCGGGUACGUUGUAUAGCUAGCUUAUCUCCAUCACUUUGGCAAACAGGACGGGAAAGUAUUCUACAUAGAAGACCUGCUUUAAUGGAUAAUCGUGAAGCGAUGCUUCUUGAAACAACGAACAGUUUGCGAUUAUCCAAGCUAGUCGUUCCACUUGUACGUUACCGUGGUGAAAGCGCUCUUCUCGAGUGUCAGUAUGAAUUGAAUAAUAGAAGCAUCCAUAGUAGAUCCAAUUUUAACAGCGAGAGACAUUACAGACGAAACAAUUAUUUAUACUACGACAAUGACGAGAAUGAAGCAGAAGUUUUGUAUUCGGUUAAGUGGUAUAAAGAUGGAGAAGAGUUUUAUCGGUUUGUUCCACGAGCCAGCCCACCACAAAAUAGUUACAGUUUCGAUGGGAUAAAAGUUGAUCAUAAAAGGAGCAAUAGCUAUAAAGUGUUCUUGAGAACUGUUUCACUCAAAAGUUCAGGUAUCUACAAGUGCGAAGUCUCACUUGAAGGUCCAUCAUUCUCUUCAGUUCAAAGUGAGAGUUACAUGCAAGUAGUUUAUCUUCCUAAUAACGGACCAUUUAUACAUGGAGAACAAGAAGCGUAUCAAUCGGGUGACAAAUUGAAUUUAAAUUGCACAUCAGCGCGAAGCUACCCAGCCUCGAAGUUACAAUUUUUCAUCAACGAUAAUCCGAUAACAAAUCCCAAAUAUAUCAUUAUUUACCCCGACGUUAACCACACUCAUCACCUUAUCAGCACGUCCAUUGGGCUAAACAUGAGAAUAAAUUCACAAUAUUUCGAGGAUAGCGUAUUGCGUAUACGUUGUGUCGCAACCAUAUCACCCAUCAUAUGGAGUGGAAAUAAAGAGACUGUCAUUCAACAGCAAGGCUUACAGCAAUUCGCAAUUCCAUUGCCUUCGAUAGAUACAAGAGAAGUUUUGUUUUUAGUAAAAUCAAGCGCAAUUACAAUCAAAUCAUCGACUUUAUCGACUCUUCUGUUGAGUGCAAAUAUUUUAUGUAUCAAAUUUGUUUAUCGAUGA